Molecule: messenger RNA, 1606 nt
Organism: Moneuplotes crassus
Lineage: Eukaryota; Ciliophora; Spirotrichea; Euplotida; Euplotidae
Source: the annotation of a GenBank genome assembly
AUUUUUAGAUUUUAAUUAUUAUAAAUGAUUGGAAGGGUUUUCUCAAGAAAUUUCACCAGGACUUACAAGCACAGUCUUAACAGCCACACUAUUCAAGAGUCUAUUAUUCGCUCAGAAUACGCCGUAAGAGGUGCUAUCGCUAUGAAGGCCAUGGAGAUUGAGAGACAGAUGGAAACUGGGACCAAGUUCGGAUUUGACAAGAUCACACACCUCAACAUUGGUAAUCCUCAAGAUCUGGGCCAGAAGCCUAUUAGUUUUAACAGAGAAGUCCUCGCUUCUUGUUUGGUUGACGAUCCUGAAAGAAAUAGGAUGAUUUAUUCUUCUGAUGCUGUCGAUCGGGCAGACCACUACUUGAGCCAUAUUAACCACAGAGCUGCAGGUGCUUACUCUGACAGCACUGGGAUCAGGGUUGUCAUGCGCGAAGUAAAAGACUUCAUUGAGAAACGAGAUGGAGUUGAGGUAAAUGAAGACAACAUCUACCUAACCAAUGGAGCUAGUGAGGGCAUCACUUAUAUGCUAAGAUUACUUAUCAAAGACGAGAACGACGGAAUCAUGAUUCCUAUCCCUCAGUACCCCAUAUACUCAGCUUUGAUUACGAGGUUUAAUGGUAAACAAGUCCCUUACUACCUUGAUGAAGAGACUGGAUGGAGGAUGACUUAUGAAGAGCUUGAAAAAGCCUACUUUGAAGCUACAGCAAAAGGAGUGAACGUCAAGGCUUUGACCUUGAUUAACCCAGGAAACCCUACAGGACAAGUAAUGUCCCAGGAGGAUCUUGAGAAGGUAAUCAAAUUUGCUCAUGAGAAGAGAAUCUUUCUUCUCGCGGAUGAAGUAUAUCAAAAGAACAUCUAUGUUGAUAAAGAGUUCUGUUCUGUAAGGAAGGCCUUACAUGGACUUGGAGCUCCUUAUAGCAACGAUGUUGAGUUAGCCUCCUUCCAUUCUUUGUCUAAAGGACUUCUCGGAGAAUGUGGCCUUAGAGGAGGCUACAUGGAGUUGCACAAUGUCAAUGAAUUUGCUCAUGCUAUGGCUUAUAAAUCGAAAGCCGUAGGUUUAUGUUCAAAUAUUAUUGGCCAAAUAGGCGUUGGCUUAUUGGUAAAUCCUCCAACGGAAGAAUCUGUAUCAAAGGAGGUCUACGACCUUUACAAGAAAGAAGAACAGACAAUUUUUGAUGGUCUUAAGCAUCGGGCUAAUCUUAUCACAGAAAAGCUGAAUAACAUUGAAGGUGUUUCAUGUAACCAAGUAGAAGGUGCAAUGUACGCCUUUCCAAAAAUUCAGUUACCACGAGCUUACUGUCACUUAGCCAACACUCUAGGCAUUCAGCCAGAUUUGAAGUAUUGUCUUGACAUUCUUGAAAAAACAGGCAUAAUGAUCGUCCCCGGUUCAGGGUUCGGUCAAGAGGAAGGGACCUUCCACUUCAGAAUCACCAAUCUUGUCAACUGCUCCCUCGAAAUGGAGCGGGCCUUAGACAUGAUUGGCGAAUUUACUGAAGACAUUAUGUCUCAGUACAGAUACAAGGGAGUAGAGACCGUGAAAUUACCUCACGAACCUAUCCUUGACUCUGAGUAUCAAACCAUUUAAUAUGAAUUCUAUAGCCUAAUUGACUAAUGGG